Colletotrichum gloeosporioides is the source of this 1482-nucleotide messenger RNA. RefSeq names its product 26S proteasome regulatory subunit RPN5. Gene Ontology annotation, cellular component: proteasome regulatory particle, lid subcomplex; cytoplasm; nuclear proteasome complex. NCBI's taxonomy places the organism in Eukaryota, Fungi, Ascomycota, Sordariomycetes, Glomerellales, Glomerellaceae. The transcript has 4 exons. The coding region runs from base 1 to 1482 and encodes 493 amino acids. The record is from RefSeq and is a predicted model, not a curated record.
AUGUCCGAAGGCGCGCUGAAGCCCGAGAAGGACUUCUCGAAGGAGACGGACAAGCAGAUCCCGGAGGCUGAGAAGCUCGCGAAGAGCGAUAUUUCAGCUGCCAUCGAGAAGCUUAGUGUGCUGGAGAAGCAGACCCGCCAGUCCUCAGAUCUUGCGUCGACAUCGCGUAUACUCAUCGCCAUUGUUACGAUUGCCAAGGAUGCCGGGGACUGGAGCUUGAUGAACGAGCAGGUCUUGGUUCUCUCCAAGAAGCAUGGCCAGCUCAAGCAAGCUAUCACCAAGAUGGUUCAGGCGGUCAUGGGCUUCCUCGACUCUACACCGAACCUCGAAACGAAGCUCACCGUGAUCGAGACCCUGAGAACGGUGACUGAAGGCAAGAUCUUUGUCGAAGUCGAGCGUGCGCGCGUCACCAAGAUCCUCUCCGACAUCAAGAAGAAGCAGGGCGAUUUGAGAGCGGCGACGGACAUCCUAUGCGAGCUGCAGGUGGAGACCUUCGGUUCCAUGAACCGUCGGGAGAAGACCGAGUUCAUCCUGGCACAAGUUGCUCUCUGCAUCGAGAGCGGCGACUGGACCCAGGCCGGCAUCCUCAGCCGCAAGAUCAGCACCAGAUACCUCUCGCGAAAGCCUAAGAAGACUGCCGAGCAGCUGGAGAAGGAGAAGAAGGAGCGUGAGAAGAAGAAGGCGAGGGGCGAGGAGGUCCCCGAGGAGAAGGAGGAUGAUACGACCGACCUGAAGCUGCGGUACUACGAGCAACAGAUCAUCCUUGCGAAGCACGAUGACAAGUACCUCGACGUCUGUAAACACUACCGCCAGGUCCUUGACACCGAGGCUGUCGAGGAGGACCCUGAGAAGCUUCACCCCGUUCUGCAACGCAUCAUUUACUUCGUGAUCCUCGCUCCCCACGACAACGAGCAGCACGACCUUCUCCACAGAAUCCAAAAAGAUACCAGAGUUAGCCAAGUCUCUGAGGAGGCUGAGCUCCUCAAGCUCUUCACCGUUCACGAGCUCAUGCGCUGGCCCGAGGUCUCCAAGAACUUUGGCCCGCAUCUGUGCGAGACGGACGUUUUCGACGCCCAAGCAGGCCAGUCCGGAGACGAGAAGGCGCACCAGCGCUGGCAGGAUCUCCGCAAGAGGGUGAUUGAGCACAACGUGCGCGUUGUGGCCAAGUACUACACCCGCAUCCAGAUGAAGCGCCUGACACAGCUUCUGGACCUCACCGAGGACGAGACCGAGAAGUACAUCAGCGAGCUCGUCACCUCCAAGACCAUCUACGCCAAGAUCGACCGCCCCGCGCGUAUUGUCAGCUUCGCAAAGCCCAGAGAUGCGGACGAUAUUCUCAACGAGUGGAGCCACAACAUGAAGAGCCUGCUCGGCCACCUGGAGCGUAUCGACCACUUGAUUACCAAGGAGGAGAUGAUGGCCAACAUCCAGCCCAGUGGAAGCUCCAAGUCGAGCAAGGGAAAGGCUACUAAGGCGCAUUAG